CGUUGGUGGUCCCAUUGAGUUAGGAGAAGAAGUUAUAAUGGAAGUCUUCAAAGCAAUGUCUACUUCAACUAUACAACUGCUAGCUUCCGAUAAACUUAACGGAGACAAUUACGGAAUAUGGAAAUCGAAUUUAAACACAAUACUAGUUAUUGACGAUCUAAGGUUCGUUUUAACGGAGGAGUGUCCUCCAGCCCCUGCCCCUAAUGCAAACCGAACAGUUCGGGAUGCCUAUGAUAGAUGGGUUAAAGCUAAUGAAAAAGCUCGUGUCUACAUUUUAGCCAGUAUAUCAGAAGUAUUGUCUAAAAAGCAUGAGAGAUUAGCUACUACAAGAGAGAUCAUGGACUCUCUACAAGCCUUGUUUGGACAACCAUCAACAACUCUCAUGCAUGAUGCGGUUAAGUAUGUUUACAACUGCAGAAUGAAGGAAGGAUCUUCCGUAAGGGAGCAUGUUUUGAACAUGAUGGUUCACUUCAAUGUUGCAGAAGUGAACGACACAGUCAUGAACGAAAUAAGUCAGGUUGGAUUCAUCAUGCAAUCUCUUCCGAAGAGUUAUUUUCAAUUCAAAAUCAAUGCUAUGAUGAAUAAGAUUGAAUACAGCCUGACAACCCUUCUGAAUGAACUCCAACUUUACGAAUCUUUGUUGAAAAACAAAGGUUUUGAGGCUGAGGCAAAUGUUGCUACUACCUCAAAGAGGAAAUUCCACAAGGGAUUUUCCUCUNACAGUUCGGGAUGCCUAUGA
Momordica charantia (bitter melon) is the source of this 739-nucleotide messenger RNA. NCBI's taxonomy places the organism in Eukaryota, Viridiplantae, Streptophyta, Magnoliopsida, Cucurbitales, Cucurbitaceae. The record is from RefSeq and is a predicted model, not a curated record.